Acanthisitta chloris (rifleman) is the source of this 1117-nucleotide messenger RNA. It is a transcript of the gene GPC5, whose product is annotated as glypican 5. Gene Ontology annotation, biological process: positive regulation of canonical Wnt signaling pathway; regulation of protein localization to membrane; cell migration. The transcript is spliced from 4 exons. The record is from RefSeq and is a predicted model, not a curated record. Lineage: Eukaryota; Metazoa; Chordata; Aves; Passeriformes; Acanthisittidae. Gene Ontology annotation, cellular component: cell surface; plasma membrane; extracellular region. The annotation marks the transcript as partial.
GUGUUGAUCUCCAGGUUUGCACUUCUAAAAAUCCAACAUGCUGUACCAAAAAGAUGGAAGAAAGGUAUCAAAUUGCAGCGAAGCAAGAUAUACAGCAAGUGCUUCAAACAUCAAGUGCUACAUUAAAAUUUUUAAUAUCUCGUAAUGCAGCUGCUUUUCAAGAAGCCUUUGAAAUGCUUAUCAGACUGGCUGAGAAUUACACGAGCACCCUUUUCUGCAAUGCUUACAGAAACAUGGCAGCUGAGGCUACUCUGCGUGUUCAGGAGUUUUUCACGGAUGUUGGACUCUUCAUAUUUGGCACCGAUGUUAGCACAGAGGAAUUUGUCAAUAGAUUUUUUGACACCCUGUUUCCAGUGGUCUACAACCAUGUGAUUAACCCUGGUCUGACUGACAUUUCGAUGGAAUAUGCAGAGUGCCUUCAAAUGGCGAGAAGAGACAUCAGACCCUUUGGCAACAUUCCCAAAAGGGCCUUGGGACUAAUGGGAAGAUCACUCUUACCCAGCCGGACUUUCUUGCAGGCUCUGAAUUUGGGGAUUGAAGUGAUCAAUACCACAGACCACCUGCAUUUCUCUAAAGACUGCAGCAGAGCUUUACUGAGAAUGCAGUACUGCCCCCACUGCCAGGGGCUGACCCUAAGCAAGCCCUGCAUGGGCUACUGCCUCAACAUCCUCCGGGGCUGCUUAGCUAACAUAGCAGAAGUUGAUUUUCAUUGGCGUGGAUAUAUUCAGUCCCUGGAGGAGCUCUCAAGUGCCAUGAGUGGAACAUACGACAUUGAACAUGUGCUUCUAAACUUCCAUUCACUUGUUAAUGAUGCUCUCACACAGGCUCGGACCCAUGGGCCAGAAUUAUCUGAGCAGGUGAAAAAGAUAUGUGGUCCUCCUGUAAGGAAGCCUACGCAGUCUCCAGGUUGCUCCUUUGAUCAAAACAAAGAUGAUCAAGGGUUGAAGAUGUUCUCGAGAGACAGUGAAGAAACGCUCGCCAAGAGAAGAAAGGAAUUUAUCAGCCACCUCCGGCUCUUCAGGGCGUUUUACGGUGGCCUGGCUGAUCAGCUGUGUGGCAAUGAGUUGGCAGCUCCUGAUGGACUCCCAUGUUGGAAUGGAGAAGAUGUCGUAAGAAG